AUGGCCCCGCAACAAUUGGUCCCUCAGACCGAAAACAUUGCAGACGUCUAUGCGACUGACGAUGUCUCGGCCAAGGCCGUUGCCCCUGAGAUCAAGGCUCGCUGGCAGAACCUGGUCAGCCAAUUCGUCCAGGUGUACGGUGAAAAGCCCGACUUUGUUGCGCGAAGCCCCGGCCGUGUAAACAUCAUUGGCGAGCACAUCGACUACAACCUCUACGACGUCCUGCCCACCGCGGUCAGCGUCGAUGUCAUCAUUGCUGUCAAGGUUGUCCCGACCGAAGGCUCCGAGGCAACGGUCAAGAUAUCAAACGUGAAUCCCGAAAAGUUCCCGUCGCGCGAGUUCACCAUCCCCUCGGACAAGGAUAUCGAGAUUGACCCCAAGAAGCACGAAUGGAUCAACUACUUCAAGGCCGGUGUGCUUGGCGCAAUGAAGUUCCUUCGAAAGGAAACCCCUUCCAUCAAGCCUGUCAGUAUCGAAGUUCUGAUGGACGGCAAUGUUCCCCCUGGUGGAGGAAUUUCUAGCAGUGCCGCAUUUGUCUGUGCCAGUGCUUUGGCCGUCAUGAAGGCCAACGACCACCAUGUCUCAAAGCAGGAUCUUUUGGACCUGGCUGUUGUUUCGGAACGUUCUGUGGGCGUCUACUCUGGAGGAAUGGACCAGGCCGCCUCUGUUUUCUCGGAGCGAGGAUAUCUUCUAUACACAAAGUUCUUCCCCAAAUUCUUCGUCGAACAUGUCCCAGUGCCUGAAGCCGACGAGGAAGUUACUUUCCUGGUGGCCCAGAGUUUCAUUACCUCCAACAAGGCCGAGACCGGCCCCCGUCAUUACAAUCUCCGCGUUGCUGAAUGCACAUUAGCCGCCGUCGUGCUGGCCAAACUGAACGGCGUCACCCUGGAGAAGGACAACAGUUCUCUGGGCUACAGCCUGCGCAACUUUCACGAGGAGUUUAUUCGCAAACAGGGCCGUCUCCAAGAUCCAUUGGAGUCUCAGCUUGACACAGUCAUCCAGACCACUAAAGAGCUAUUCCCUCAGGAGCAGGGAUAUACGCGAGAAGAGAUUGCUAAAUUCCUCGACAUCACCGUCCCAGAGCUGGAGUCGCGAUUCCUUUCCUCGUUCCCUGUUCAGGCCGAACGAUUCCUGCUCCGUCAACGCGCUCUACACUGCUUCAGCGAGGCUCGUCGUGUGCUUGACUUCAAGGCUUGCCUCUCUCAGGCAAAGAAGCUUGACGAAACGCGCCUUCACUACCUCGGCAAACUCCUCAACGAAACCCAGGAGUCUUGCCGCGUCGACUACGACUGCAGUUGCCCUGAAGUCGACCAGAUUUGCGAAAUCGCCCGUCGCGCUGGUGCUUGGGGCAGCAGACUUACCGGCGCCGGCUGGGGAGGCUGCACAGUACACAUGCUUCCCAAGUCCAAGGUGGAGGCUGUCAGCCAAGCUAUUAAAGACGAGUACUAUUCAAAGAAAUUCCCGGAUCUUUCUCAGGAGAAGCUGGCUCAGGCUAUUGUCAUUAGCAAGCCUUCCAAUGGCUCUUUCUUGUAA
Molecule: messenger RNA, 1533 nt
Organism: Talaromyces rugulosus
Lineage: Eukaryota; Fungi; Ascomycota; Eurotiomycetes; Eurotiales; Trichocomaceae
Exons: 2
Coding region: 1-1533 (510 amino acids)
Biological process (GO): galactose metabolic process; carbohydrate phosphorylation
Cellular component (GO): cytoplasm; cytosol
Molecular function (GO): galactokinase activity; ATP binding
Source: RefSeq, a predicted model, not a curated record